UAUGGUAUAUAAACGGUCCGGAAGCCCGCUGUACCACAGUAGGAGAUUUUAUACGAGAUCGAGAACUAAGAAUACGUUGGGACCCACGAACGCAUCGUUAGACAAGAAGUUCGGAUUUAUCAUCCAGUUUCUUCGUGUCCUGAUAGGCCUUAAGAUUUCCUUAGCAAGAAUGAAUUAUUACACUCCUCAGGAAAUGUCAUCCACCAAGAAACAGCGUAGCGUGUAAGUAUUACAAAGUUAUCGUAUAUUUUCCUUUACCAUUUUCCACAUUUAAUUGUAUUUUUCAAACAGUUUUAACAAUCGCCGUUACACACGGUAUGUUCAUCGAAGCAGUUAUACGCCAUCCGUUCCUCAAGAUGAAACUGUAUCAUGCAAGAAACAGUGUGGUGACGUUUCUAACGAUGAACCACAUAUCCCGCCGCGUAUCAUGUGCAGGAGGUUACCGCUGACAUCUACAUCGUUCAAAUACAUAGAUAUUGGGAUCAGAGUAGUACCUCGUGCAUCCUACGUAGAAAUAAUUCUCGGCGAUAAUCAAGGACAUCAGAUUGAGUUAGAUCAAUCAAUUUGGAAAGAAUACAGACAAAAUCAAUCAAACAUAGACCAGCUGCUAAAGGCAACAGAUGCGUCAUCAUCAUCAGCGAUACAGCUUAAUCAUUUAGCUAUAGAACUAGUUAGAAUGCGCCACGGAAAUAUUGUAAAAGUAACAUCAAAUAAUACUUCUAUGUACAUGAAACCAUCAACCAUAUUAUUUUUAUUUGAAUUGGAAUACUGUGUAGACAGCAUAUAUUGUGAACUGUGUGCGGAUCUAGAAACUGUACAUGAAAGCUUCGAAGAACUCGUGCAUGUACAAGAUAUGUGGAUGAGUGGCGAAAAAAAAUGCGAUACACCGAACGAUGCA
Vollenhovia emeryi is the source of this 898-nucleotide messenger RNA. RefSeq lists its product as uncharacterized. The transcript has 2 exons. The record is from RefSeq and is a predicted model, not a curated record. Lineage: Eukaryota; Metazoa; Arthropoda; Insecta; Hymenoptera; Formicidae. The annotation marks the transcript as partial.